This is a messenger RNA of Sorex araneus (European shrew), 963 nucleotides long. It is a transcript of the gene MRGPRD, whose product is annotated as MAS related GPR family member D. Gene Ontology annotation, molecular function: G protein-coupled receptor activity. NCBI's taxonomy places the organism in Eukaryota, Metazoa, Chordata, Mammalia, Eulipotyphla, Soricidae. Gene Ontology annotation, cellular component: membrane. Gene Ontology annotation, biological process: G protein-coupled receptor signaling pathway. The record is from RefSeq and is a predicted model, not a curated record. The coding region runs from base 1 to 963 and encodes 320 amino acids. The transcript has a single exon.
AUGAACCGGACGGAGAACGGCAGCCAGGCCCUGGGCCCCGAGACGGACGUGCUGGACGCGGCCCUGUGGGGGCUCCGCGCCUUCAUCACUGGCGUCUGCAUCCUGGGCAUCGCCGGCAACGGCGCGGUGGCCUGGCUGCUGGGCGCCCACGUGCCCAGGGCCCCCUACUGCGUCUACGUCCUGCACCUGGCCCUGGCCGAUCUGCUCUUCCUGCUGUGCGCGGUGGCCGUGCUGCAGCUGGACCCCGCGUCGCUGGCCUAUGAGGCGGUGAAGCGAGUGAAGAGCGUGGCGGACACGGCCGGCCUCGGCCUGCUGACGGCCAUCAGCGUGCAGCGCUGCCUGUCCGUGCUCUUCCCCGUGUGGUACAGGAGCGCCAGGCCACGCCACCUGUCCUCCACGGUGUGCGCACUGCUCUGGGCCCUGGCCGGCCUGGCCAACGCGCUGCUGGCCGCCCUCUGUGUCCGGCACCCGAGCCCUUACGUGCUGCUCCCCGGGGAAAGGUGUUUCCUCCUGGACUUUGUCUUCCGGCUGCUCACCCUGGGCGUCUUCACGCCCCUCAUGGCGCUGUCCAGCCUCCUCCUCUUCCUCCAGGUGCAGAAAGUGGCGCGGCGGCGGGCCCGGCGCCGGCGGCCCACGCGGCUGUACUCAGUCAUCCUGGCAUCGGUCCUGGCCUUCCUGGCCUGCACCCUGCCCCUGGGCAUCUACUGGCUCCUCAUCUACCUCCUGGGCCUGUCGGAGCGGGCGAACGCCCUGCUCCGGCACCUGGGCCGCCUGUCCUCUGCGGCCGGCUGUAGCGUCCACCCGCUCAUCUACUUCCUGGUGGACCGGUGGAGGGGCCAGGGCAGGGGCCGGGCCCCACGAGAGCCUCUGGGCUCAGUGCUCCAGCGGGUGCUGCAGGAGGAGCCGGAGCUGGGGCCCGGGGAGCCACCCUCCCCCGCCACGGGCUCCACGGAGGGGCCCUGA